Molecule: messenger RNA, 1296 nt
Organism: Dromiciops gliroides (monito del monte)
Lineage: Eukaryota; Metazoa; Chordata; Mammalia; Microbiotheria; Microbiotheriidae
Gene: SLC35G6
Product: solute carrier family 35 member G6
Exons: 4
Coding region: 1-1296 (431 amino acids)
Source: RefSeq, a predicted model, not a curated record
AUGUACAAAGGGAGGCGGGUGCUCCUAGCGGGUUCGGACCAAGAGUUCUGCGCCGCCCUGGGCGGAGCCUGGAGGGGGUCCCGGGGUCUUCCCCGCCCGGACCCCCCUAAUCUGGGGCCCACAAUCCUCCAGCGCCCCGCGGCCUGGUGGCUAGGGGAGGGCCGGCCGUGCGCGUCCGCGUCCGGGGAACAAGGCCUGGGCCGGUCGGGACACACCGUCCCCCACUGCCGCAGCCGCUGCCUGGCCUUGAGAGAGAAGGUUGCCAUGCGCCCCUCCUCUUUGACCUUGGAUGACUUCACCCAGCCAUCACCGUCCCCCUCUCCACCAGGGGAGACAAGGGAGGAGAGCCUACCCUGGCACCAACGAUGCCGCCCCACAGAUGCCACCAAGGGGCUGCUUGUGGCACUGCUGGGUGGAGGCCUUCCUGCAGGCUUUGUGGGGCCCUUCUCUCGAAUGGCCUAUCAAGCCUCCCAUCUACCCUCCCUUGAGCUUCUCCUUUGCCGAUGCCUUUUCCACCUUCCCAUCGCCUUGUUCCUCAAACUACGAGGUUGUCCACUGCUGGGGCCUGCAGGUAACCGACACAGAGCCUGGCUCCAUGCCCUCCUCAACGUCCUCAGCAUUGGUUGUGCCUACAGCGCCGUCCUGGUUGUACCCGCUGGCAAUGCAGCCACUGUCCGCAAAGGUUCCUCCACCGUCUGUUCUACGCUCCUUGCCCUGUGUUUGGAGAGCCAGAGACUCAGUAGCUAUGACUGGUGUGGCCUGGUCGGCAGCACCCUGGGCUUACUUAUCAUUGUGGGCCCAGGGCUGGGCACCCUACAGCAGGGAUCAGAAGGGGUCUACACAGCACUUGGCUAUGUGUUGGCUGUCUUAGGUGGCCUGGCCCUUGCCCUGGGGCUGUUGGUUUACAGAUCCCUGGACUUCCCUUCCCGCCUACUGACUGUGACAUUUCUCUUUGGUAUUGUAGGGGUAAUGGGGGCCUUGCCAGGGCUCUUCCUCUUGCAGACACCUGUGAUACCCCAUGACCCACUAAGUUGGAGCUGUGUCUGGGCUGUUGGGGUCCUGGCCCUGGUUUCAUUUGUAUGUGCCAGCUAUGCUGUCACCAUGGCCCACCCAGCACUGGUGUGUGCUGUGCUACAUUCUGAGGUGGUGGUGGCAUUGAUGCUGCAGUACUAUGUACUCUGUGAGACUGUGACACCAUCCGACAUCAUGGGGGCAGGAGUUGUAUUGGGUAGCAUAGCCAUCAUCACUGCUCAGAAUCUCAGUUGUGAUCGAGAAAGAGAGGGUCUUAAGGAAUGA